Molecule: messenger RNA, 1804 nt
Organism: Theobroma cacao (cacao)
Lineage: Eukaryota; Viridiplantae; Streptophyta; Magnoliopsida; Malvales; Malvaceae
Source: RefSeq, a predicted model, not a curated record
CGGCAUCGUUUCAUUUUUUCCUCCCUAAAUUUUCUGUCAAAUCUCUUCCACUUUUUCUCGAAUUUCCUCCGAAUUUGCUUUUAAUCCAAACAACACUCCGUUUUUGCCGUCGCUUUUCGAUUCUCUGGGUUGGAAUUCGUGUGGAAUUUGAACUAGUUUUUGAGUAUCAAUGGACCAUGCUGAACUAAACACUGAACAGGUUCUGAAGAGGGACAUCCCAUGGGAAACUUACAUGACGACUAAGCUGAUUUCAGGAACAGGCCUUCAGCUGUUAAGGCGUUAUGAUAAUAGAGCUGAAAGUUACAGGGCACAAUUGUUGGAUGAUGAUGGUCCAGCCUAUGUUCGAGUGUUUGUUAGUAUAUUGCGUGAUAUAUUUAAGGAAGAAACAGUGGAGUAUGUUCUGGCUUUAAUUGAUGAAAUGCUCACAGCCAAUCCUAAACGAGCCAGAUUAUUUCAUGACAAGUCUCUUGCAAAUGAAGAUACUUAUGAACCUUUCUUAAGAUUGCUCUGGAAAGGUAACUGGUUCAUACAAGAAAAGAGCUGCAAGAUACUUGCCCUGAUAGUAAGUGCCCGCCCAAAAACCCAGGAUGGUGUUGUUGCAAAUGGUGAAGCCUCAAAUUCAAAGAAAAAGUUCACUACCAUUGAUGAUGUGCUUAAAGGUUUGGUUGAAUGGCUUUGCACACAGCUGAGAAAGCCUUCCCAUCCCAGUCGUGGUAUUCCGACUGCCAUCAAUUGCCUUGCAUCAUUGCUGAAGGAACCUGUUGUCAGAUCUUCCUUUGUUCAAGCAGAUGGGGUGAAGUUACUGAUUCCUUUAAUUUCUCCAGCAUCAACUCAGCAGUCUAUCCAGCUUCUUUAUGAGACAUGUCUCUGUCUAUGGCUUUUAUCUUACUAUGAACCUGCACUUGAGUAUUUGGCAACGUCUAGAACUCUACCACGACUGGUUGAUGUUGUUAAGAGUUCCACAAAGGAGAAGGUUGUCAGGGUUAUUAUCUUGACCUUUAGGAACUUGUUGUCCAAAGGCACAUUUGGUGCUCAGAUGGUAGACCUUGGACUGCCACAAAUUGUUCAGAGUUUGAAAGCACAAGCAUGGAGUGACGAGGAUUUGUUGGAGGCACUCAAUCAACUUGAAGAUGGGCUGAAGGAUAACAUUAAGAAAUUGAGUUCCUUUGACAAAUAUAAACAGGAAGUUCUCCUUGGUCAUCUUGAUUGGUCUCCCAUGCAUAAAGAUCCAUUAUUUUGGCGUGAUAAUAUAACAUGCUUUGAAGAGAAUGAUUUCCAGAUUCUAAGGGUCCUCAUUACAAUCAUGGACUCAUCGAAUGAUUCAAGAGCUCUGGCUGUUGCUUGCUUUGAUCUCUCACAAUUUAUUCAGCACCAUCCUGCUGGGAGGGUGAUAGUGACUGACCUAAAGGCCAAAGAGCGGGUGAUGAAGUUGAUGAACCAUGAGAGUGCCGAGGUUACCAAGAAUGCUUUACUCUGCAUUCAAAGGCUUUUCCUAGGUGCCAAGUAUGCUAGCUUUUUGCAGGUGUAGUUUGCCUUAACAAUGGUGCAUGGUCAUCUUGUGUCAUCUACACUGUGGAAGUAAUACGGCGAGUGGAUAGUAAAUUCGGCUCCUUAGGUGUUCUAUUGUGAUUUUUGAGUAAAUUAUGAGUUGGGGGGCUGGUCUUCCAUCAGACAUUUGAUUGUCUAAAUGUCAAGGAAGAAUUAAUUUUCGUUUUAUUAAACUUGAGAAUAUCAUUAUUACUAUUGAUAAUUUUUUUAGAUUUUGAGCUGAAUUUAAUAAAGUGUUUGUAUCCUUUAUUUAUCU